GGCCCCUACGGACCAAGGUAACAACCCUUUGAACAUCAGGGCUGGGCUGAGAUCAACAUCCCUGAGGCAUGGCCCCGGCACUCUGACCUCUGGGCCCCAGCCAUGCUGCUGAGGGCGAGUGGCCCAGCCUACCACCACCCCCCAACCUUCAGCGGCAGCACCAGACACUGCCCAUCAAGCAGAAGGCUCUAGACUGCAGUAACCGAGUUGGUCAUCGGUGCUGGGAGUGAGGCCAUUACUUUUUCAGAGGUAUCAUUUCUUCAGGCCUCCAGGAUGGCCAUCCAGUUCCGUUCACUCUUCCCCUUGGCGUUGCCUGGAAUGCUAGCACUUCUCGGCUGGUGGUGGUUUUUCUCUCGUAAAAAGCAUGUCAGCGGCCAGGACAGACAGGUAGAGGCCAGCGCUGUGGAGCUGAGGGCUGGCCACUCCAUCACAGAGCCACUCCCCAUGGAGGACUCCUGUCCCAGAGUAGCUUCCACGUCCCCCAGCGCUGUACCGCCAGCGGAAACAGAGCUGUGGCCGGUGAGCAAGCCCCCCGCCGAGCCCCCGGCCUUGCUGCGGGCACAUCCAGCCUGUCGCAGGUCAGAGUCCUCAGGCAGCCUUCCUAACAGCACAGAUGUGAGAUUUCGGCCAGGAACACGCAGAGAUGACAGUACAAAGGUGGAAUUAGUCCUGACGGGUGAUGAAGCCAAGUCCAUUCCUCCCGAGUGUCCUCUUCCGACCCCAAGGGGUGUUCCUUUCCCCCACGAAGCAGCCGAGGUGUGCAAGCCAGAGUCCCCAUUCAGUGGGCCGCCAGGGCAGGGCCGGCAGGGCCAGGCUGCAACCCCCAGAGAGAAGCCAAGAGAGACCGGUGGGGCGGAAGGCACUGGCGACGCGGUGUCAGGAGAAAACGUGCCAGAAGGGCGUGUGUUGUCCCAGGAGCAGGGCUCUGAAUCGCAGACCGACAAGGUGCCUGGCCUUGCUCCCUUGGGAGGCGCCGGGGAGAAGGGGACGGGCCUCCCGCUGCAGGCCGAGGAGGGGGCCGCGGGGACACCACUGAGCAGCCACAGGGAGUCGGCCCACGUGGAGCUGACGGAGGUCUCCGAGCCGUCAGUGCCUCGGGGCAGCGGCACUGCCUGUGAGGCGCCCUGCCCAGGAGAGCUGGGCCACGAGGGUGCCGCGGAGCACGCUGAGGAGAUGGAGCAGGCUGCCUACCAGAUCGUCUCCAAGGUGAUCUCGGAGGCGACCGAAGAGGUGCUGGCCACCACCGUGGGCAGGAUCAUAGGCCGGCAGUGUCCGGCCUCGGCCACUCAGCGCCACGGGCGGCAGGAGGAGAGCUGCAUGCCAGCUUGCCGGGAAACCGCCCUGGGGCCAGAUGCUGACAGGCUCGCUCCAGCCUCUGUGGUGGCGGAGGCGGCCUCGGGUGUGCCAGACGCUGCUGCCCCCUCGCCAGGCCCGCCUGCGGAGGACCUGCCGCCACCAAAGACCUACGCCAGCUGCCUGAGCAGCCCUCUGUCCAGCCCCAGCAAGGACAGGAAGCCAAAGAACUCUGCACACCACAUCUCCCUGGCCCCCGGCCCACCGCCCCCUGCACCCCAGGGAGAGCUGCUAAAUGAGGCACGCGUCCUGGUGGAAGAUGCGGGAUAUGCCACCUGCACCUCUGACAGCAGCCAGGAUGUCCCCUCAGUGGUCUCCGAGCAGCGCUCAGAUUCCCUCAGCACUACUUCGGGGCUUGAAGACUCGUGUACGGACGCCACCUCAAGCCCCAGGGACAAGGCCGUCAUCCCACUGCUGCCAGAAAGUACUGUGCCCUUCAGCAAUGGGGUGCUGAAGGGGGAGCUGUCAGACUUGGGCAAUGAGGACGGAUGGACCGCGGAUGCGGAAGCAGAUCACUCGGGAGGAUCGGACAGGAACAGCAUGGACUCAGUGGACGGUUGCUGUGGCCCCAGGAAGACUGAUGGUUUCCAGAGCGCCCAGGCAGGCUCCAGUCCUAAGAAGGUCGAUCUCAUCAUCUGGGAGAUCGAGGUGCCAAAGCACUUAGUUGGUCGGCUAAUUGGCAAGCAGGGGCGGUACGUGAGUUUUUUGAAGCAGACGUCUGGUGCCAAGAUCUACAUCUCAACACUGCCUUAUACCCAGAACAUCCAGAUCUGCCACAUAGAAGGCUCCCAGCAUCAUGUAGACAAGGCGCUGAACCUGAUCGGAAAGAAGUUCAAAGAACUGAACCUCACCAACAUCUAUGCUCCCCCACUGCCGUCCCUGGCCCUGCCUUCUCUUCCGAUGACUUCCUGGCUCAUGCUCCCCGAUGGCGUGACCGUGGAGGUGAUCGUGGUCAACCAGGUCAACGCUGGGCACUUGUUUGUGCAGCAGCACACGCACCCUACCUUCCAUGCACUGCGGAGCCUGGACCAGCAGAUGUACCUAUGCUACUCCCAGCCCGGAAUCCCCACCUUGCCCACCCCAGUGGAAAUCACGGUCAUCUGCGCUGCCCCCGGCCUGGACGGCGCCUGGUGGAGAGCCCAAGUGGUGGCCUCCUACGAGGAGAGCAAUGAGGUGGAGAUUCGCUACGUGGACUAUGGUGGAUAUAAGAGAGUGAAAGUGGACACGCUCCGGCAGAUACGGUCUGACUUUGUGACCCUGCCAUUCCAGGGAGCAGAGGUCCUUCUGGACAGCGUGAUGCCCUUGUCAGAUGAUGAGCACUUCUCACCUGAGGCCGAUGCAGCCAUGAGCGAGAUGACAGGAAACACAGCGCUGCUAGCUCAGGUGACAAGUUACAGUCCGACUGGCCUUCCUCUGAUUCAGCUAUGGAGUGUGGUUGGAAACGAAGCGGUGUUGAUAAACCGGUCGCUGGUGGAGCGAGGACUUGCCCAGUGGGUAGACAGCUACUAUGCGAGCCUCUGACACCCGUUCCCACCGCCUCCUGAGUCUCUUGCACUGUUGAUGUUGGGCUGGGCGCUAAGGCAAAGACUUUACAUCAGAAUAACAAACGUCAUCUUCCCCGGAAA
Hyaena hyaena (striped hyena) is the source of this 2978-nucleotide messenger RNA. RefSeq names its product A-kinase anchoring protein 1 (gene AKAP1). The coding region runs from base 274 to 2874 and encodes 866 amino acids. The transcript has 12 exons. Gene Ontology annotation, molecular function: RNA binding. Lineage: Eukaryota; Metazoa; Chordata; Mammalia; Carnivora; Hyaenidae. The record is from RefSeq and is a predicted model, not a curated record.